UUUUUUUUUUUUGACAUAAAAAAGUUUGUAGCUUUAACUUGUUUCUUGAAGAUGCCAAGGCCUGGUCCAAGACCUUUUGAAUGUGUUAGAAGAUCUUGGCAUAGUGAUAGACAUCAACCCAUUAGAGGUUCCAUCAUUCAACAGAUUUUUCGACUUGUACAUGAAAACCAUAGUCCUGGUACGAAAAAGAACCGAGAAUGGCAAGAGAAGCUGCCUGCUGUUGUCUUGAAAUCUGAAGAAAUUAUGUACUCCAAAGCUAAUUCAGAGGCCGAAUACUUGAACUCUGAGACGUUGUGGGAUCGUUUAAAUGAUGCCAUUGAUACCAUAAUCAGGAAAGAUGAGACCAUGGAAACCGGUGAAUUCUUGCCCCCUUGUGUUGAAGCUGCUCUUAACUUGGGAUGUGUCCCUGUUAGAUCAUCCAGAAGCCAAAGAAACACUAACACCAGAAGCUACUUAAGUCCUAGAAAUCAAGACCCUGGUCCAAAUGUUCAAAGACCUGAAGGUGUGGAUAGAACGCGUGCAUUUUCUGAAGUUAAUAACGAUAUCGGCCCGAGCUCUCAGGCUGCCCUUCCCGGUUCCUCACGUUAUCCUCCCUUAUUUGGAAAUUUACCUAGACAAAUGGUGUCCUUUGAGAAUAGGCCUACCAUUUUCCCUUUAUACCAUGGUUUCCAUUUUCAACCACGGGCGCCCCAGAUGUUUCAGGAUUCUCCCCAGAACCUGAACAAAAUAAUUGAUGGCACACCGGUUUACCACCCUACUCGUGAGACUUUACCCUCUUCUUCUCAAACAGGUUGUCCAGAAAGAUUGUUUUCAUUUGAUGGAUGCGACAAUAGUUCAAAGAAACAAAUUCGACCCGAAUUGGGGGAGUGUGAUUUGUCUCUUAGGUUGGGUCUUGUUUCAAGUAGUGAAAAGGGACCAACUUUUGUUGAUGAUGUUUAUGAUGAUGAGUCGGGUCUAAGAAGUUCCAAGGAAUUUUCUUUCUUUCCUUUGAAUUCAGAGGCUGAAGAAGUCGAGAAUACGGUGACAGAUGUUAGGAAACGAAAAACAGUAGGGGAAACACAGCAUUAUUUGCAUAUGAAUCCCGAUUUUGAGCGAAUGAAAAGACGCGGUUUGUAGAUAUCCAAUUCUUUACAUUCUGUUUUCUUAUGUGAUUCUUUGAAAUGAUAUCAGAAAGAAGUCUAUAAGUUUCAAGAUUUCAAAUUUUACCUUUUCCUGAUCAGCUUAGCAAGUUAACACUUAUUUGCGCAAAUUCCAGCUGGUUUUUGGUUAAUCUUGGAUGAAGUAUAAACAGUGGGUCAAAGUAAGGUUUGUCUCAAUCGUGUGUCCUUUUCUUUUUGUGUAUGGCAUGGGACAAUGGUAUGGGUGGUGAGGGUUGUCAUUCAUUUCAUGAUGUCUAUCUCCUAAGCACCAUUUCGCUUUCGGGUCCACAUCGUGCAUUGUCUUGUACCUAACACAUUAAAUUCCAAACCCAUUGCAGUCGGCCAUGACAAAUGCAUGAGGCCCAAAAAGGACCAGGGUGCUUCGCCUUGACUGCUAAAGAUUGUAUCAUGUCUUUUAGACUCUUUGACAGUUGUGGACUAAAAUCGUGUUUCGUUGUA
This is a messenger RNA of Erigeron canadensis, 1598 nucleotides long. RefSeq lists its product as uncharacterized. The transcript has 4 exons. NCBI's taxonomy places the organism in Eukaryota, Viridiplantae, Streptophyta, Magnoliopsida, Asterales, Asteraceae. The record is from RefSeq and is a predicted model, not a curated record. Gene Ontology annotation, molecular function: transcription coregulator activity. The coding region runs from base 52 to 1116 and encodes 354 amino acids. Gene Ontology annotation, biological process: regulation of DNA-templated transcription.